AUGGGUCGUGGAAAGAUCGAGAUAAAGAAGAUCGAGAACUCCAAUAGCAGGCAAGUUACAUUCUCCAAGAGGCGUCAAGGUCUGCUGAAGAAGGCCUACGAACUGUCUGUUCUUUGUGAAGCGGAUGUUGCCGUCAUUAUUUUUUCCAGCACUGGGAAGCUUUUUGAGUUCUCCAGUUCAAACAUGCAGACCAUACUUUCAAGAUACAGCAAGAGUAUGGGCUCUUCACAGGUUUCUACACCGGAAAUGAAGCCGGAGUUUUACCAGAAGCAGGACUCGAAGGAAAUGGAUGUUCUCAAAGAGGAGAUAGAAAAGCUGCAAAUGAAGCAUUUGCAAUUGUUGGGUAAAGACCUUACUGAGAUAGGCUUACGAGAAUUGGGAGAGCUAGAACAGCAACUAAAUGAAGGGCUCUUAAGCAUAAAGGAGAGAAAGGAACAAAUAUUGAAGGAGCAACUUGCACAAUCAAGAUUGCAGGAACAACGAGCCAUGCUGGAGAAUGAGAUUUUACUCAAACAGGUUGAAGACCUUCGAGGCUGCUUUCCAUCCACCAGCCCUAGUAAGCCACUUUCUAAUGAGAACCACCCGGUGGAUUCUGCCAUCAGAGUAGGCUCUGUAAGUCCUGAAACAGUAAGGAAUUUAGGACUUGUAGAAGACGAUUCAGAUACCACCUUGCAAUUGGGGCCCCCGACUGGGGUUUGUCGAAAGAAGAUAAGGAUGCCCUGA
Molecule: messenger RNA, 723 nt
Organism: Fraxinus pennsylvanica
Lineage: Eukaryota; Viridiplantae; Streptophyta; Magnoliopsida; Lamiales; Oleaceae
Source: the annotation of a GenBank genome assembly